AUGGCGGCGCAGGCAGCUCUGAUUGCCGACACCAUUGUUGGCAUGAAGAGAGCCCUCCGCAAGGAGAAUGACUACUCUGGACCUGACGAUCCGAUCACUCAACCAACAAAUCGGGGCAAUAAAUUACACACGAACUCAAACUUCGUUCGGGAAGGUGCUCUGGGUUACAUACAUCCGGAAGAGCUUUAUAAACAGGUUAUUUCCACCCCCGCGGCCAUCGAGAGCUCUCUUUUUCUGGGAGCAUUAAAAAUUGAACAUGCUGGUUAUACACGUUACAUCCUCCAACCCAAUCCCGUGCGCUAUGAUUCUGAAGGCGAUGAGUUGGAUGAGGAUGACGAAGACUCCGAGGCUGAUGCCGCUGCGGCGGCAGAAAAUCCAUUCUCGGAAAUAGCGCUCGAAAACUUUCUUUGCCCUCUAAAACACCCGUCCGAACUCCCUACCCAUCCUUCUCUGUCGCACGCUUAUACGUCAAAGGCGCUGCUGCACAUGACGCAGGCAAUCGAAGCCAAACUCCGUCAAGAAAGAGCACUGCUUUGGCGGGCCAGGAAUCUGCACCGGCAGUUUUUGGGAGACAGUUCUUGGAUGCCAUCUGGUGCAGUGGAGACGUCUGAAGAUAGAUGGAUCUUUGAGCCCCGCUUAGCUCAUACGGCACGUAGCUCACCCGGAAGUCAAUACAGACCUAACGGGACCGCAAGCCCUUUGGUGCCAGGGCAUUCUGCCCAGAAAAACAGUGUGCAAGGCCCGUCCGUGGGUGCAGGUGAUUUAAAGUCGCCUUGGCCUUCCCAGAACGAGAAUGCUCAGGAUAAACCCACUGCGGAUAAGGACGUUGAGAUGACAGAUAUCCAUGAGCAGGCGAUGACUCACAAGGAAAAUGCUGCGAAUGCGCUUGAACAGCCCCGAGAGCCGAAAUCAGAAGAAGUUGAUACCCCAGUUGGCGACCUGCCUCAUCAUUCAGAGACUAUCAAUCAAGUCGCACAAGUCAAUGGAAGCCUCGCGGCAAACGCAAAAUCUGAUGGGGAUAAAAUGACGGACUCAGAUGGCACUUUGGACAAGGGUGGCAAGGAGCGCGAAGGUGCCACAAUCCAGGGAAUCGCGCAGCCCGAUCCCGAGAUUCGAGACGAUGCACAGGUAGACGGGACGGAUGCAGAUGCAGAUGCAGAAAUGCAAGAUGGAUCAUCUCCCGAGCCACCUCGGCGCAUGACGACCCGGGCACAGGCUAAUGCAGCGAACCCACAGGAGGGCGAAUCCGGACCCCUCUCCCCGUCCCCAUCUGACGACACAUUAGGGAGUCUUCCAACACCGCACCCUCUUUUCCUUAUACCGGACUCUGUUCGACCAGAUUCAAACUUCGGCCUCCCGCCCAACGAAGCGGAAGAGACACGUCGACUGCUCUGGUCUUAUGUACAGAAGCAAGAGGAGACCGUUCGUGGAUUCGAGCAUAUGCUGGAGUCUCUGCUCCGGGCCAAUCGGAUGAAAGAGGACGUGCUCGAGUGGUGCAAAGCGGAGGGGCACGUGGGCGAGAUGAGUGACGGAGAAGACUGGUAUGAUCGAGAGAAAUGGGGCCUUGCCGAAGGGGAAGACCUUAAGAAGGGUGCUGACGAGGAUGAAAUCGAACCCGUGGAGGAGAGCCGGACGUCGACCAAGAGAGGCAGAGGUCGACGGGCAUAG
Messenger RNA from Aspergillus welwitschiae, 1668 nucleotides. RefSeq names its product RXT2-like protein. Gene Ontology annotation, cellular component: cytosol; Rpd3L complex. The record is from RefSeq and is a predicted model, not a curated record. Gene Ontology annotation, biological process: negative regulation of silent mating-type cassette heterochromatin formation; negative regulation of rDNA heterochromatin formation. The coding region runs from base 1 to 1668 and encodes 555 amino acids. NCBI's taxonomy places the organism in Eukaryota, Fungi, Ascomycota, Eurotiomycetes, Eurotiales, Aspergillaceae. The transcript has 4 exons.